GUGUCCCCCGACUUUCCCCGAAAGCCGCCGUCAUCGGUUCUUCGGCAUGCAUGCGCGACUCGAUUACUCGUAUUUGUCCCCCGCGUCGCUCGUUUGCACCACUAUGAGCCCAAGAGCGAUUUUUUAUUUCACCCUUGUCUCGGUAUUUCAUCGUUGCAACUCAAGAGCGAUUUCUUGUUUCUCCGGGUGAAUCCGCUUGUUUCGCUCUCGUUCCUCCUGCAGCCAUGAAUGCCUCAGCUCUCCUCGUGCCCACGGCUCUGUUCAUCGCGCUAUCUCCGGGCUUCUUGCUGCAAAUUCCAGGAGACAAGGGGCCCGUUGAUGUCGCUCCUAACAGGGUGCCGGCGUCGUCCGUGGUGGUGCAUGCUGCAGUCUUCGCUGCAGCCAACUACGGCCUCCAAACUAUGAAGAAGAUGCCCAAGUAGUUGUCUCCAUGCUCGGAGUUGCUCAUGGUGCAGGGCUGAUAGCUUCUGAGUCAAUAGUCGAUGAGCAGAGGGUUUUCAACGGGGAUGAUAUGUGGAGUACAUAGGAGGGUUGUCUAUACUAGAAGGCUGUUCAUUCGCUUGUCCUUUCAUUGAUAGCUAGUCUGUCUUGAUGCUGCUAGUUUUCCUGCCUAACUACUCUUGAUCAUACUGUUGGAAAAAAACUCCUCUGUAUUUCCAGGCCAG
This is a messenger RNA of Closterium sp. NIES-67, 665 nucleotides long. The record is from the annotation of a GenBank genome assembly. Lineage: Eukaryota; Viridiplantae; Streptophyta; Zygnematophyceae; Desmidiales; Closteriaceae.